Messenger RNA from Sebastes umbrosus (honeycomb rockfish), 2724 nucleotides. RefSeq names its product bifunctional apoptosis regulator-like. The transcript has 9 exons. The coding region runs from base 211 to 1584 and encodes 457 amino acids. Gene Ontology annotation, molecular function: ubiquitin protein ligase activity; protein binding. Lineage: Eukaryota; Metazoa; Chordata; Actinopteri; Perciformes; Sebastidae. Gene Ontology annotation, cellular component: nucleus. The record is from RefSeq and is a predicted model, not a curated record. Gene Ontology annotation, biological process: proteasome-mediated ubiquitin-dependent protein catabolic process.
GUUAACAGGUACCCGGAUGUGUGCGCUCUCCACUUCCACAGCAGCAGUGACACCGGAACCAUGGCGACAGCUACUCCAGCAGAGCUACAUCUCUCCUCCGUGGGCGGUUUCACUCAGGGUUAACUAACGAUAAGCACACAUUGAGUUAUUUUAACCAGCUAUUAUGUCAUCCUCCUCCAGCCGAGGCCACUCCUGAGACGAGACUUGGACAUGUUGCACCAGAUGGAAUUGGAUUCAUUAGAUGACGGUCUGGGAGCAUCAAUGGAGGAUGCCCCUCACUUAUCUGAGUGUCCUCAGUCGAAGCCCUCCGCCACCGACAUCUCAGAACAUGAGUUCUCGUGCCACUGUUGCUACGACAUCUUAGUGAACCCCACCACCUUGACCUGCGGCCAUAACUUUUGCCGCCACUGUCUGGCUCUGUGGUGGGAGUCCUCUCACAAGAAUGAGUGCCCAGAGUGCCGGGAGAAGUGGGAAGGCUUUCCUAAAAUCAACAUACUGCUGAGGGAUGCAACUGACAAGCUGUUCAGUGAGGUCGUUCAGCGGAGGAGAGCAGAGAUUCAGGAAAACCCCAAAAUCUCCCGGAGCCUGCUGGCCUUCCAGAGGUAUGGUGACAACUUGGGUAGAUCCAGGACACACCAACACAAAGGAACAGGCUUCUUCUUCUCUGGAGUCCUGACUGCACUCACAUGUGUGGCUGCGAUGGUGCUGGUGUACCACUGGAGCAGCGGUGUGGUGGAGCAGCAUGACCUGCUGAUCAGUAAACCAGUGUCUCACUGGACGACGGAGGAAGUCGUGUCCUGGCUGGAACUCUUGGGGCCCUGGGCCCAGCUUUACAGGGAACCCUUCCAGCAGGAGAACGUCAAUGGGAGGCUACUGUUGAUGCUGGGGGACGAAGAGUUGUUAAAACCUCCUUACAGCAUCGAAAAUCAGAGUCACCGACGGGCUGUUCUGGCUGAACUGGACAGAGUUAAAGCCCUGGGGGUCAAACCUCCGCACAACCUCUGGGAGUACAAGGCUACUAAUGCAGGGAAGUCCCUGUUCCUGCUGUACGCACUGAAGCGCUCCCCUCGGCUCACUCUCUUCUACUUGUAUUUGUUCGACUACUCGGAAACCUUCCUGCCCUUCCUGCACACCUGCUGUCCGGCCAUCACACACAUCGGCCAGUCAAUGGAGAGCAGCUUCCUCAACGCACAGUUGGAGCCCAGUUGGCGACAGUGGGCAGAGUUUCUUGUGAAGUACCUCCUGCUUCCAUACCAGCUGAUAGCAGAGUUUGCUUGGGACUGGCUGGCCAUCCACUACUGGACGUCUCGCUUCAUCAUUGUUAACGCCAUGCUGCUGUCUGUGCUGGAGGGCUGUGCCCUGUGGAGACUCUGGACAAGAGCCAGGAUCAGGUCUCUGCCGCGCAAGAUGUGGAACCACAUGUGGAAGAUGUUAUCUCAGGGGUUUGCCUUCGCCCUCCUGUGGCCUUUUGUCCCUCAGUUCGUGUGCAACUGCCUCUUCUACUGGGCUCUCUACUUCAGCCCCAUCAUUAAUAUAGACAUGGUGGUGCAGCAGCUAAUGCACCCAGAAACACAGGCACUGUAACAAUUUGCAUGCAGUCAGUGCCCAAAUAAUGCCGCACAGUUCACAGCAAAUAAAACAGCCAGAAAUCCAGUUGCUGAAGAGGAGUUUAUUUUCAGCAGUAUGCUCACAUGAGACUGGCUUACUUGCUGUUGGAAAGGAAGUUUUCUGGCUUCCAGUCUUGUCUCUCUGCUGCAUGGUUGCCAUGUGGAACAAGAGAGGGUUUGAGCUAUUGUAGGAGAAUAAACAGUGAAAUAUCUGUGAUGUUAUUGAUUAGGAGAGAGUGCUCUCUCUGCGUGCACAGUGCAUUCACAAACCACAUUGCCUAAAUGGUCUAGAGGGCAGUUAUGCUGAUGAUAAGUCAUGUUCUAACAUCGGUGGUAGUGAAGACUGGCCUCAUGAGGAGUUUUCUGAUCGCUUUGUAGCACUGAGAUGGCUGAAGGUGGAACAAAACAAGCAUUGAUUCUAUUAUUAAAUGUUUUUAUGACAUGUAAUCCACAACCAUUGGACAACUGCUGCUUUAAAAGUAUCAGUUUGAAUGAAGCAGUAUUAUACGUGUAUAUAAACCCCUUAUUCUGCAUGAACUUCUAUGCGUUCUUGAAAUCUUCAGUGCGGUUCUGGCUUUGACUGCGAUCCUGGUGCCACACAGCUGUCUGAAAACUCACUCUACAAGGUUUGGUGAUUGUGAAAUGUGUCAAAUGUUGAGGUUUGCAGUAUUGCAGCCCGAUGGGAACCCAUAGUUGAUUGAAAGGAAAACAAAACUUUAUGAACAAAUGUUCAACCCUGAAGCUCGUUGCAGGAAUUCCAAGCGUUCAUUUCACAAUUCAUGUUGGCACUUAGAUUUGAAAUAAAAUGUGUUCUUAACAGAAUUUGAGAUGCUGAUACAGAUCUUUUUUCAUUUUUAGGAUUUUAUGGAGGAACUGUUCAUAGCAGGUUUUAUUUGCUGGUACUGCUGACAAAUAUUGUGCUGCACCUUUUUUUUUUUUAUUCUUCAGAAACAUUUUGUUCGCAGUAUAUUGUAUGUUUCCAUGUGAUGAGUGAGUAGAGCUAAUCAAAGACCUUUUUAUUUUUUACAUUGUUCAUUUGCACUUAAAAGUUCUACACUGUGAUUUUGUUCUUAAAUGUUCUAUAAUGACAAAGGAAAAAUAAAGAUUUUUAAUAAUA